CGUGUCCUGGGCUGUCUCUCUCACAUGACCCGAGUGUUUGUUCCCGUGAUCAGCACUUCCAUCUCCGUCUGUGACACCGAAUAUCACUUUUUAUUCUAACACUGAUGGAUAUGCUCGAACAGAGUCUGGAUAACGCAAGCCAAGAAAAGCAAGAAGAAGAGGCUGUCCAGACAUCUGAAGACGGAACAGGAGAAGAGCAGACAGCUGUUACAAUAGCCAGCGUUCAGCAGGCUGCGGCAUUUGGUGACCAUAACAUUCAGUAUCAGUUCAGGACUGAGGGUGGUCAGGUGACGUAUCGUGUUGUUCAGGUGACCGACCAGCACCUCGAGGGAAGAGAUGAUGGGGGAGGAGCAGUGAGCGUUGUCUCCACAGCCGCCUUCGCUGGGGCUCCUCAGGCUGUGGCUCAGGCUGUGAUCCAAAACCCUUUCAGUAAUGGAGGAAGCCCAGCAGGAGAGGCGGUGGGAGGGGAGACGCGCUUUGCUUACUUCCCCGCCACUGCAGUGAGCGACGGGACUGUGUCUGUGCAGGCCGCCACAGAUCCCACGCUAACACAAGCAGGAGGUCAGUUUUAUGUGAUGAUGACCCCCCCUGAUGUCAUUCAGACAGGGACGCCGCGAACAAUCGCCCCACGCACUCAGCCCUACCCUGCUGAAAUGAAUGAAAACUUCACCACCCUAUCUGCCGUUCCCAGAGAUGAAAACGAGCUGCUGCAGCACGAAGGUUUAAGCUGGAAAAUGGAUGGACCGCGGACACCCAGAGAUGAAAGGAGAAGAGCGCAACAUAAUGAAGUUGAGAGGCGGCGAAGAGACAAGAUAAACAACUGGAUUGUCACGCUUUCCAAGAUAAUCCCAGACUGCAAUAUGGACAGCACCAAGACAGGAGCAAGCAAAGGGGGCAUCCUGUCCAAAGCCUGUGACUACAUCCGAGAGCUCAGGCAAAGCAACCAGCGACUGCAGGAGGGUCUGAAGGAAGUGGAGAGGAUACAAGUGGACAAUGAGUUGUGCAGGCAGCAGAUUGAAGAGCUGAAGAAUGAAAACGCUUUGCUUCGAGCACAACUCCAGCAGCACGGCAUCGAGAUGGUUGGUGAGACGCCGCCGCAGUGAAGCAGACCAAAAAAAAAGAAAAAAAAAAGAACAGGGAGGGGCAGCACCGCCCAGACACACAACCGACAUGAUGGAACAGAAGGCGACAUAAUGCAAAAACAAGGACUUAUGAAGAAUCAAUUUCUUUUUAUUGUAAGCAUCCUCCUCUGGGCUCCCAGGUGGCAAUCCCUUCACCGGCCGAUUGUGGCUGUGCUUGACUGUCUCCAAUCCUGUUGAGAUAACCACCCGUUACGACUCAGUAGAAAUGUGCUCCAAGAAAAGCUGCCCGCUUGCCACCAUCAGAGUGCUUAACCAGCACCACCCAUGAAAGAGAAGCGCCUCUGAACUCCUCCCUUGUUUUGUAUUUAUGUGGACUACAUUGUUUGUUGUUUAAUUUUGCUCCCCAUCUGUGUAUUUUUCUCCAAAUGAUUAAUUUUGACUUAGUUAAUGCAUUUAUUCUGUUUGUGUUUUUGAGUUCAGUAUUAAUAUGUUGUUUUUAGCUGCUUUAAUUUAUUAGUCCGCUUGCUGACAGAAGCCUUGAUGGAGACCAGUUACGUUGAAGCUCACGCACUGCAGAGAAGCAGAUUGAAUUUUAAGUGAGGAAACAUCAAAGUGUGCAAAACACAACUCUACGGGCAGAAAUAAUUUGACACACAUAGCUUACCUAGACCCAAAGACAAACAAGGAGCCGUGCUGGCCAGAGCUUCUGGGCCGAUUUAUGAAAAUAUCUCAUGUUUUAAUACAGAUGUUACAGAACGGCCGAGCAGAUUAUGUCUAGGAGUAAACAAUCAAUAACUCAUUAACUUCAUGCUGGCCCUUUGUCGUGACGUGUGCAAUCUUGAAGCUUGGUGGUAUACUUGAAUUGUUGGGCAUUUGCUUUACCAGGAGCGGUAACUGAAAGUCACCGAAAUCACUUGUCAAGAACCAACUGUUCAAAUGCUAUCAAAUUAACAAACUGAGAUGUAAAAGUGAGGAACGUGUAGAGUACUGACGAGACCAGGUCGUUGGAUUAUGGCCUGGAGGGAAGAGCUUUUGCCAAACUAUCUAUAGGAACUGUGGGUUCUGCUUUUCAUCUUUUGUUCGUGUGUGAUUUACUGGUGUCUCAAUACGUGUAAGAAUAAUCCCCACAUGUUUCAUUUCAAGCUGUUUGCUCUAUUUUGGUAUUGCAACACUUCAAAUGGAGCUCGGCGCACAAAGGGGGCGGGCGGGCGGGGGGAGGCACCCUGGAGAGCUGUACUCAAAGACUCCCUGCUCACGGUGGAAAAGGAGUACACGGAAAUUCUGUGUUGCACUUUUGAGUUGAGCACAACUCGGUUCUCCGUGGGAAAAAGACAGAAUAGUCGGAAAGUGGGGAAACUUGGAAAUGAUCUCGCAUGUCUCCACCCACUCAGGCAAACAAUACGUAAACCGUAAUUGGCUGUACAAACAGCAAAAGCCAAUAUUAACAAUGUUGAUGAUUUUAUGAAUGAAUAUACAUGAUGUGUUUUUGUUCUGCUUCGGGCGAUGCGAGUGGAAGUGGAAGAAAGACGUCGAGCUUCGGAGCCUCUUUAGAUUACAGCACGAUGGCUUCUCCCUGUGUCAACAGCUCAGGAUCCAGCAAGGCAAAACCAACACCCAGACUCCUGGCGAAAUCAGGCAGACUAUCUCACAUUAAUAUCUCACACUGUGCAAGUUAACAGCUUGUGCUUUGGAUGUGCUGUUCUGCUACUUGUAGAUUCAAACCUGACAGUGCAAGUGUCUGAUCUAUCAAACUAGGCUCCUAGCCACAGUUGAAUGAUAGAUAUUUUGCAGUAGACUUUUUUUUUUUCCCCCUUUACACCUCAGUGAGAGGAGAGCAGAAAAUGUGAAUGUGAAGACAUGAAUAAUGCUUUGAUGGAUGAUAGAUGUUAACAAAUGAAAGGUCACUUCUGGCUAAUUUUUUUUUUCUUGUUUCUUUUUUGAAAUGGCAAAAGAAAGAAAGAAAAAGGCUCCUUCUCUCUCUGUAGCAGCCUCACUGUUCUCAGGUUAGAUUGUAAGACAUCUUUUUUAAUUAAAAUGUGGAAAAUAAAACUUUCACUAGCUAAUAA
Scatophagus argus is the source of this 3148-nucleotide messenger RNA. Its product is annotated as upstream stimulatory factor 2. Gene Ontology annotation, biological process: regulation of transcription by RNA polymerase II. NCBI's taxonomy places the organism in Eukaryota, Metazoa, Chordata, Actinopteri, Scatophagidae. The coding region runs from base 105 to 1103 and encodes 332 amino acids. Gene Ontology annotation, molecular function: RNA polymerase II cis-regulatory region sequence-specific DNA binding; protein dimerization activity; DNA-binding transcription factor activity, RNA polymerase II-specific. The record is from RefSeq and is a predicted model, not a curated record. The transcript has 11 exons.